This is a messenger RNA of Solea solea (common sole), 1627 nucleotides long. It is a transcript of the gene tcn2, whose product is annotated as transcobalamin II. The record is from RefSeq and is a predicted model, not a curated record. Gene Ontology annotation, molecular function: cobalamin binding. NCBI's taxonomy places the organism in Eukaryota, Metazoa, Chordata, Actinopteri, Pleuronectiformes, Soleidae. Bases 173 to 1453 code for a protein of 426 amino acids. The transcript has 10 exons. Gene Ontology annotation, biological process: cobalamin transport.
UAAAGGGAGACUCUAAAGGGAGUUUUUUUUCCCCCACUGUGUUGUCAUCUCAUAUAGCGAGUCAUGUGACAGUGGAAUAGUAGAAGUUGUUGUCUGUGCCUGCUUCAUUACUCAGCUCUGAUUCUUCACGCUAGACACUCUCUGAGGAGACAACAGCAGCAGGUUAUCCACAAUGCUCUCUUGGGUCUUUAUAACAAGCCUACUGGCCUUUGCUUCAAGCAAACCAUGUGAAAACGAGGUGGCGAACAAUGAGCUGCUCCUGUCACUCAAUAAGAAUCUGCUCCGUUCUCUGGAGACGCAGGGAGGACUCCCCAAUCCCAGUGUGCACUUGGCAUUGAGGAUUUCUGAUAACCACAACCUUGCCAAGGAGAGCGAGCACCUGAAUAGACUGACAACUAACUUGCACAAUGACUUGGAAAACUCUCUCACCAACAGACAGGCGGUCACUGGCAGCUUGGCGCUGUACGCUCUGGCUUUGAAGUCCUCCUGCUUCGACCUCCACACAGUUUCCUUCAGCAUCGGGGAGACGAGCGAGUCGCUGCUGACACACCUGAAGAGGCAGAUGGAACAGGAAAAAGAGCACAUUGUCUUCAGCAGCCGCCCUUUGACCAACUAUUACCAGUACUCUCUGGGCGUGCUCGCUCUUUGCACGAGCGGCGUCAGGGUCAACAACCAUGUCACCAACAAGCUCAUCAAGGCAGUGGAACAUCAACACUUUACAUAUGGAGACAUUGACAGCAUUGAUACAUAUGCCAUGGCUGGGAUGGCUCUCCAGUGUGUGAAAAAUGGUGGUUUUCAUGUGCAUAAUGCUGCUGAGCUGGACGCAGCCCUCGGCAAGAUCAAGCAGAAGCUUUUGUCCUCACGCAGAACUGAUGGUCAUAUUGGCAACGAGUUCAGCACAGGACUUGCUGUUCAAGCUUUAUUGGCAAUGGGCAGCCCAGUGGCAGAGUAUGCUCCCUCAAUAGAGGCCAUUAGGACAGACGCAAGAAGAAACAUAUACCACAACCCCAUGGGCAUAUCUCAGAUCCUUCCAGCUCUCCAGCAGAAGUCCUACCUGACGGUUAAAAACAAGGAGUGUCUCAAUGAAGACAAUACUCUGGUACUGGAGCCCAUAGAUCCUGUGGUGGUUUUACCAAGUGAGACCAAAGUGACCUUGAAGGUGGAAGUGGUGAAGUCCGACGGAUCAGCUGCAGUGUACACUGUUGAUGUUCCAAAAGACAGCUCUCUGUUGGAGGCUCUUGAAGUUCUCCAGGGGAAAAAUGUUGGCUUCACGUUUGACCAUGAGUCCAGCCUGUGGGGGCCUUUCCUGAGCAUGGUGAAUGGUGAGCAGGCUCGGCAGAGUGAUCGCAGAUUCUGGCACCUCUCCUCUGAUGACACUGGACUCACUGAAGGUGUCAGUGAUUUCAAGAUUCAGAAGGCCCAGAAGAUCACCAUCAAGAACACAACUUACUGAGAAGUGGUCACUUUGCUGAUGCAGUUGUGGAAGUAAAAGAAAAUCAAAAACAUUGCACCCUUUAGGUUUUUUUUAAUCGUUUGUUGUGUUGACCAUGAUUACACUUAAACAGCCAGAAAGAUUUUGCAUUCCAAGUAGGUUUGAAGCUUGAAUAAAAUUAUACAGUGAAUUGAA